Messenger RNA from Linum trigynum, 2852 nucleotides. NCBI's taxonomy places the organism in Eukaryota, Viridiplantae, Streptophyta, Magnoliopsida, Malpighiales, Linaceae. The record is from the annotation of a GenBank genome assembly.
GAUACAAGGAGGACGCUCUAGGUUUAUGUUUAAAACCACUGCGAUAAAAACCCUAGGUAUCUCCUUUCUCAUCUCCUCCAGGCCGCCCUACAAACCAUUGGAGCUCCAGAAAUCCUCUGCAGUCUUUUAUCAGAGGUAAGCGAGAAUCUACUCUUGGUUCAAUGUUUCUUGCGCCAGCUUAAUCUCCUUCCUUUCGCCUUUCCAUUGUCUAGCUGCUGCAGAAUUUUCGUAAGGUCGCCGAUUCCACUUGUUCGUCUUCGUCUUCGUCUUCGUCUUCGUCUUCUAGCAUGCUUAGGGAUUUUAAUUAUGUGGAUCUAGACUAUGCGUGGUCAACGCAAUAACGUUGUUUUGGUUAGCUAGAUCAUAUUUUUGUUGUUUGAACAACAUGUUCUGCUUCACUGAUUGGCUCCCGUAGUCGCUUAUUUUAUGCUAUGGUGUUUGAUAUUCUAGAUUGCUUUUGUUUCUUGCUUUCUGGCGAGGUAGAGUAGAGAUGGCCGAAGAAGCUAAGGUAGCCGCUAUUGUUCCCGAGUCUGUUUUGAAGAAGAGGAAGAGAAAUGACGAGUGGGCUUUGGCAAAGACCCAGGCAGCAGUGGCGCAGAAGAAGAAGAGUGCCGAGAACAGAAAGAUCAUCUUCAAGAGGGCCGAACAAUACUCCAAGGAGUACAAGGACGGGGAGAGGGAGUUGAUCAGGUUGAAGAGAGAGGCCAAACUCAAGGGUGGUUUCUAUGUCAGCCCAGAGGCCAAGCUGUUGUUCAUUGUCCGCAUUCGUGGUAUUAAUGCCAUGGACCCAAAGACUAGAAAGAUCUUGCAGCUGUUCCGUCUUAGACAGAUCUUCAAUGGUGUGUUCCUCAAGGUCAACAAGGCUACAGUCAACAUGCUACGGAGAGUGGAGCCAUAUGUGACUUAUGGGUACCCUAAUCUUAAAUCCGUUAAGGAGUUGAUAUACAAGAGGGGUUUUGGCAAGCUUGACAAGCAGAGAAUUCCUUUGACCGACAAUGCCAUUGUUGAGCAGGGUCUCGGAAAGUUCGGCAUCAUCUGUGUUGAAGAUCUCAUUCACGAGAUCAUGACUGUUGGCCCUCAUUUCAAGGAGGCCAACAACUUCCUAUGGCCAUUCAAGCUGAGUGCGCCAUUGGGUGGCCUGAAGAAGAAGAGGAAUCACUAUGUGGAAGGUGGUGAUGCUGGAAACCGUGAGGAUUAUAUCAAUGAGCUCAUCAGGAGGAUGAACUAGACGUUUCCUUUUUCUUUUUCAAGCUUUAGAGGCUGCACAACUUUUGCUACUGGGAUACUAUGUUAUCAGGCAUUUUUGGAUGGUUGGGAAUUUAAGUCUCUAUAUCUAGCCGUGCUUGCAUGUUGGUGUUUUCUGGUCGUGUUCUGAACAUCUAUAUUUGUAGUUGCAAGAGGAAUGUUUUGUAGAAGUUUUGGUUGAAUUAAAUCACCGUUCUUGGUAUCAUAUCAGCUCUUCUGUUCAAGCUUUGCUUGUUUGCUUUUGAAAUGUGUAAUGCUAAUCUGGGGUUCGGAUUUGCUACUGGUUGUUCUUUAUAGCAGAUAAUUCGCCCUUAUGAACGCAGAUAAAACCUUAUCAAUUUAGCGUGCGCUAUGAGUUAUUGUUAAUCGAUAAGAGUCUAGUCGAGGCCUAUGUCUCCAACAGUUACUACUUACUAAUCGUCCAAUUGAUCUGCCCGCGCUCAGCUGCCUCCUCUCUUUGUCGAGGAGCAAGAAGUCUCUGAGUCGCGUCCUUUAACAAAGAACAAUAUGAAGUAGGAGAAACGCAGGCUCUGUUUCCUUGAUGUGAGUUUCAGGUCGAUGGAUUACGAGCCUUUCCAGACUAAGAUCAACUUCCGUUGCUGAUUCUGCAGGUGAGGUAUUGCCAACAAAUCCAAUUUGAGCAAAUCCCGUUUUGGCAUCAAAUCCAGUUUUCUGAUUUCCUAGCAGCUUAGGUAUCUUCCCGCUGUAACUUUCCCGCAAUUCCUUAGUUAUGUUCGUGUAUAUAUUUAGGAGACCUCAACUGUAUCUUCAUGGUGUAGCAGAGUAUUAGCUUGCUUUGUUUUGUUAGUUAAGUGAGAUAGCGGGUUGGGUUUGUGGUGAUUACAUCGUGAGUACUGUAAUAGAAUAUUAGUAGUAGUAAGAAGCUUUACCAAUGGGUUGAAAGGUUCUGAAUUUGAUUUUGUUUUCCACGGCAUUAGAAGAUGUCGUGCUUAGCUCAAAGCUAGCUGUUCAUAGGAGUUGCAGAACAUUUUGGCUGCUUAAAUAACAAUCUUCUCCGUCAUUGCUACCUUUAGUUUGUUUCCACGGAGGAAUCACUGUGAAAUGAUCGUAUUUGGGGGUCAUGAAUCUUGUCAAAGUUAGAAUUAGAGACCAGACCCGUUUGAGUGUUCUUUCCUGGUUGUGGGUUUAGCUUCCUUGGAACCGCAGAGUUCUUCCAAUUUUGAGUCUGUAAGUGCUUAAUGGAUGUUGAACUCAAACAACUUUAUAGUAUUACAUGCAUGGAGGCUACUGCUAGACUGGUGCAAAACAACUUGGCAAAUGUUUGGCUGGCUGCUCUGACUUCAAUUGCAGCAGCUCAUACUCCAAGUGCAGCAUCCUUGGAAGUGCAGUAGAGAAACAGAGAGUCAGAGACUGGAACACAGAGGUGUAGAAGUCAUUUUGGUGUUAUGGUUUGGAGUGAUUAGGAAGCUGGAUUAUAUGGAAUCUUUGGGACAAACCUGUUUUGUGAUGUUAGAGUGCGUUGUUUUCAAAUAGUUGAAAACUAUGAAGAAAUACUCUCUUCUGUCAGUUUUGAUUGGUCUGUACUUGUAUCUUCUUUUUAUUUUCUUUGGUUUCUACCCAUUGAUUAAUAAGAUGAAAUCAAGAUU